UAUACUCUCUGUCGUGCAUGUUAUAGCUGUGUCUCUCUUUCUCUCUAAAGCUUUAAGCUCAGAGCGUCGUCGUCUGUCGUCCUCGUAAUCAUAUACGAACGCAAACAGCGACGAAGGGGGACACCGCUUCUCUCUCUGUGCUGCUCUGUGCUCUCUAUAUAUCUUUGGCUUCCGUGGGUGUGUACUAAAAACUUCUUUGCUCGCUGUAUGAAUUUUCAGGAUUUGUUUGUCCACAAGAAAAAAAGAAAAGAAACCAACAACACUCACAUCGUUUGUUCAUAGCGCGUGACAGUGUUCCUUGUGUUUAUUUGCUUCGCAUAUGUGUAUUGUGUAGGUGCGCGUGUACGUAUAUAAAGUAGUGCUGCGAAUCCAGUGUAUAAGUUUGUGUCACGUAUACGUGAUUCCAUCGUCAGUAUCAUUACCGAGAAGAACAGAGACAGCCGCUGAUGAUACAUACGUAACAUGUAGGUGCGCGGCAGAUCAGCUCUUGAUUUGUUGAUCCAUUGUAUAAGUGCUACUAUGUUGUUGUCCUCGUGCAAAAGUGCACGUUCAAUAAUAUAUGUAUGAUAAUUGUCGUCCAUCUGUUGAAGUGUGGGUGCUUUAUUCGCAGUGUAAAUAAAAAAAAAAAAAAAAAAAAAAAAAAAAAAAAAACGUGUGCACGUUAUUACAGUGUCUAUACAUAGUGAUACAUGUCUCUCUCCUAGUUCUCAUAAGAUCCGUGAAUAUAAUAUAUAAAAAUCAGCAAAGUUUUGUGCAUCUUGUAUACAUACACAAAUAUCGGAGCAGUGUCGAGUUGUAGGGCGGUGCUCUACCCUCCACCACCGCCCUUCUUUCUUUCACCCUCUCGCAUCUGUUGUGGUGUUAAUUACUAUUACCGUCAUUCCCUGAAAAUUUCUUAAAAAUCACUUAUCUCAAAUUACACAUAAACAACGGCAAUAUCGAAGGUUCGUUGUAUAUUACAUAAUACACGGCCAUUAGGUGCAAACAAAUCACGCCGAGCUGUUAAGCUGGUGUGAAAUAAGCAAGAGUGCCGAGAACAACCAUGACAUGAGCGAGGCUGGAUGCGGCUGUUCGAGGAGAAGUUGUAGUACAGUAUCAAAAAAGAAGAAAAUUUACCGAGAAGCCGAGGUAGCAGGACGAAGAGCUUGGGAGGACGACGCCGGCGCGAGGAAGGCGGCGCCGGCCCCGUAUAACAGGCACUGCAGCAGCGUCGAGUGAGGCGCUUGACAUCCUGCACGUUGACAAGAUGCCAGUCCCGCGGCACUGCCGUAGAGCCAAGGGGCGGUUGCUCUGAGCCGGGGGGCAGGCGAACCCUCAGGACAGAAAAAGCGAAAGCAUGAGGGAGCGAACCCCCUCUGCGGACGACACCCCGAAGAGGGCCCCGCCAGCUCCACCUGGAGAAGCAGACGUGGCAGUGAGAAAAGCAGCGGACGUGGCGAAUGCGUCUGCUUGCGGUGCUCUAAAAAUGGUUGCCUCGACUCACAGCCUCGAUGACCUGGGAGUCAGUCAUAUAGCUAGCGUAAGCCAUCAGAGACACCAACAUCAUCACUCAAAACCAGCUCAGCCCAAUAUUUUGGACAAGCACCACAGCACUAGUCAUUUGUUCGGCAAGAGCACCCAGGAUAAACGCAGUCGACUCAGCAACGUCAUCAACAAUCUACAUAAAAAAGUGCCACCCGAGCCCAUAAAGUGUGACUCAGUGGUCGGAAGCGGUCUUUCCAAAGGCGAACAGGACAAACUCAUGAUGACGGUGCUCCACGACUGUAUUAUCAAACAUGAGGAAAACAGCUCUACCGUCAAAAAAGAUGAUGAAGUCGAACGUGCUUCGAAAGAUCUCACAGCCAAGCCUAGCCUUUCAGUUAAAGAAUUUAAGGACCAGAAUUGUUCUACGGUUGUGGUACCCUCAUGUGAGGAAGAGAUCUUUCCAGCUGCCAAGAUUAACUUUAUAGAGCCUUGCGAGGCGAACGAGAGCAAAGCUAACGCUGUGAUUCCCUUUGUCGAUAAAUUAGGGGUCGAAGAAGCUGUAAAAACAAAAGAACGUGAGGAGAAGAUGAAUGUUGAAGGCGUAACAGAGACAAACGUCAGUGAUACAAGUAAUUCUAGUGGUUCAACACCUAAGAAAGAAGACGUAAUCGAUACAUGUGAAUCACUAAGUCAGCACCAAACACAAGAUGAGUUGGAGGAGAGCUUAGGUUCACUUGGAGCUAUCAUACUGGACAGGUUAAGCGAUCGGCAGCAAAAUGCACCUACGACUCGAAAAGCUCAACAGAGCCCUUCUGAUGACGAGGUACGAAAUAUUUGCAGGGAUCUGGUUAAGCAUCUGGUUAAUAACGUAUUUGAAGCAUCAAACCUAUCGAGUCAAGUAAGCACAGAGAAAGACACUGGGUCGAGCCUAGAUGGUUCAACGCAAAGUCUACACUGCAGCUUACCACUAGAGAAAGUCGCAUCAGUACUUCCAAAUUGUCAGAACCUAAACUCUCCCGCUCCUCUUCUUCCUCUUCCAUGCCCACAAAUUAUAUCCCCCGUAGUCGUAUUGCCCCUUCAAUCAACAAGUCUUUCGAAGCCAACGUCUUCCUCAACACCCGUCGUCGAACCAAGUCUCGCAAAGAGUUCACGCGUGGUGCGACAUUUGUGUCUCUACUGCGAUCGCAAAUUUGCCUCGGUUAUACUGCACCAACGCCACACGGAACGUAUUCACCAAGGGAGUACAGGUCGACGCAGUUCCGAGCGCAACCCACGUAAGCCUAUCCAACAGAGUUGCCAGUACUGUAUUGAUCGGAGUCCGGAAAACUUGUCCAGUCUGUUCCAGCACAUGAUCAGUAGCCACAGUGAUAAGUACUAUGGGUGUCUACAGUGUUUGACUAGGUUUCAAACAAAAGACGCCCUGACUUCUCACAUUCACGAGAUCCACAGUAAUGUAGUGGUUCAGAUGGAGAAACUAAAAGAGCCGAUCCACGUCAAUCUCAAAAAGAUCCAGUCGCACGAGACGGCUGUCAAAGAGGAGCCUGAUAAUAGCAAUGUUAAACCCAAGCCGAGAGAGUGUGAGUUUGACAAUCCAGAAUUCUACCGCAAGGUGAGCAACAAUAUACAGGAAAACCUCUUGAAUCACCUUGACGGCAAGAUCGAGGAUACAAAAAAUGGCUCUCCAGUUGUAACCACGUCGUCAAAAUUAUCAUCAACGGUGGAAAUACCAAGCAAUCCUGUCACACCCCCCGAAAACAACGGAGCAAGAACACCACAGUACCAAUUGCUCGUCGAUAUCUCCCUAUCGGCUGUAACACCGGUAUACCACAAGAUUCGCUUAUCUAAAGGUCCAGAAGACUCAAGCGAGCUAGCGGACAAACCAGGAAAGUCAUGUAGUAAUCGUAUACAUCCACGCAGGCUUUCUUUCGAAAAGUACACCUUUCCCCGCAAAUACGAUAACAAAGAAGAGUUGAAUGGCUCAAUACGUGAUUUGAGCAAGUUUGAUUUAUCAACGCAGUUGACUUUACGUAGAAAGCAAAAACUGAUAAAGCAGCAGAAAAGCCUAUAUAAUCAAACAGGUGAUGUAACAACGUUGUCCGAUAAAGAUGUUGUUCAAGAAAGGACCACAAACACUGAGAAGAAAAGUGAUACUGGUAAUGAAGUGGUUGUGAGUGCUAGUGACGCUAAAAUUGACGACAAAAGUGCUCCGAAUGAUGAAGUUGUAAAGUGCGAAGAAAGUGCUAAAAACAAAGAUUAUGAUUCAUCAUGUGAAAACAAAUCGACAGUGUUUACCAGUGAGUUUGCGAGUUUCAUGAGGCUGAAAAAGUGCAGUGACGAUAACAGUAAAAAAAAUAAAGAAGUAACCAAUGCCGAGCUCACGGGGGAGUGGUCCCGUCCCCGAGUGUACGUAUGCGGCGCCUGCGCUGAAAGAUAUGAAACAAUGAAGGAGCUGGAGGAGCACAAGUCCAUGGCCCAUCCAAACGUCUGGUGUCAGCACUUUGAGUUCUCAGGGGACCAACGCGAGCUCUACAAGCACCUGGUCUUUCUGCCUGGCUCGCAGCGUGCAGCUAGUCCACCCACCUUGAGCGUCAGGACUCGCCAGCAAACGAUAUCCGAACGGGCGUGCACCAAGUGCUCAAAAAUUUGUGCCAGUAUGUCUGAGUUGCACAGGCAUAUGCUUGAAUGUGGCGGUGAUCAGGCUUGGCUCUUGGGUUUCUUUGGAAAUGGAAAAAAGAAGUGCAAGUGGAGGCCGUUUGGCAGCAGGAGUCGGCGUAGGAGGCAGCGGGGUAUGAAAAGGAAUAUACAGAACUCACAAACUCCAAGAAACAAUGUAAACAGGGAGAGACAAACGCCCAAUGGACCUCGUGUUAGACCUAGUGAUCGGGAAAGCAUCCAAAAAAUGUUGGCCAAUCUACCAGCCAAGAGAGCAUCUCGAAAAGUUCUCCAAGAAAACGCAAUGCUUCGAUCCCAAGGUCGACUUCGAAGUGGUCAUUCUGGUGCGGUAUCUGAUAAUCCAGCCUCACGUAUGGUAAGGAGUAAGGCAGUACUGCGCAACAAGCUGCUAAAAAAUGCCAAAUCCUUCCAACGAAAGAAAAAUCUGUGGGAGGAACGCCAGCAGGAGAAGGAAGGAGCUCACGCGUCCAGCGACCAGUCCAACCGUUCAAGUGCAUCCAGGAUCUCAAGUAUUGAACCGAAAAGCCCGACGACAGCCUUGUCCGCAAGGAAAGGCGGCAGAUUGCUGCGCAAAGUACGACUCCUUGACAAGCGUAGAAAUGUUGGUGCACAGAGUCUAGAACAAGAAUCGAUAGAAAUGAAUCGAAGGAUCAAACUAAGGAGCACCGUCACGUCAUCGUCUGCGCUAAGCGACAUUGAGCCAACAGAUAUCAGCUCUUUGGCUAGAAAGAGGCUUCUACCGCGUGCAAGCAAGCUUGAGCCACUAACUGAACACUUGCCAGGAGCUGUCAAAAAGAGAAAAGGUCGACGUAUUAUGAAUACCCUCCUAUCGGUGACAUCAAGUGUCUCGUCCAGCGCGAGAUUGAAAACUCGGCCACAAUUGCGUAGCAGUGACACUAAGCUUGCCAAUAAUCGUCAGACAGCAAUUACCAGAGCUCAGAGGAUUGAAAGUCAGCCCUCGGUGAGACUGCUUACGCGGUCAAAGCUACGAGCAGCUGCAAAACACGCCUGGAUGGAGCAUACCAAAAGUUCCCGGAGAAUCACUAGACUUACGUCUCAGGAUGCUGAAAGAACAGUUGAGCUGCUCGAAACGAUACAAGUGUCAGAUAAAUCGGUGACAAUGUUUUCAUCAGUGACUAUGGAACCAGAACUUUCUAGCAACUCGAAAGAAGCUGGACCACUGAUGUCAAAGCCAAAGUUGUUAAGAACGGCAUCGAGAAAUUCGACAACCAAUCGACGCAGUCUCGAUAAAAUUCCAAGCGAGGAAAGGAGCUCAGAAUCAACGAGAACGUCGUCAAGGAACUCAUCAACCAGUCGGCGUAGCAUCGACAGUAAUUCGAGUGAAGAGAAAUAUCAAGAAAGCGAAAAAGCGUCACCAGUGAACGGUCCCGGCCGGAGACCAAAGAAAAAUUCUAGUAUCCCUGUGAGCAAUAGCGAUGAAUUAUCAACAACAAACCAAAAACAUCAACAGACUGAACCAGCAGUUGAGAUCAAAACUAGGAGUCAAAAGUUGUUAUCGUUUUCAACUCCAGUUUUCACUACAUCAGAGUCUAGAACUCGGCGUUCAACUACCUUCAGAGACGCUACAUCUCAUGAAUUGCCAAAGAAAACCAUUAAAACAGUUGAUGAGCCUAGCGCACAAUUCCUCGGUGGCAAAGAAAAGUCAGGCUUGAGCACCAGAAGUAAUUCUAAAGCGAAAAAAGAGGUAGUCGUUGAUAUUACAGCUAAGAAUGCAACCAAGGAAGUGGUCGAAAAAAAACCAGCCAGACGCACCAUGAAAGACAAGACACCUGUAAAUGAAAAAGUAUCUGAUGUAAAUUUUACAACAGAUGCUACCUCUGCUGCUGUUUCCUCUUCAAAGGAGAAAGAAAAAAUUGGCGCAAUAAGGAAAUCACUAAGAAUAAAGGAGUUCUCUGAAGAAGCAGCGAAAAUAUCACAAAAUGAAUCAGCUAAAUCUGUUGAAGAUUUAGAAGAAAAAGAUAUGGAUAACAUUUCUGUUAAGCCAUGUGAUACAGUUGAGGAAGAACAUAGCCCAGAGAAAUCAAUCACGACCACUAUUAAGAAAACAGGAAUUGGUAAGCGCCGAUGUCGAGUUAAGCAAGUCAUUGAAUCUUUAGUUGAAAAUCCGGUGGUCAGUGAAGAGACUACCACGAUCGAGAAAGUUCAAAGUGAAAAAAUUCAGGAAACCGAUAUUUUCGGAAAAAUAUCUAAUUUAAAAGAAGCAGUCGUUACAAUUAUGGAAAUUAAACCAAAUAUUAAAACAUCUUCUGUUGAACAGCAGGAAAACGAUGACAGUAAAAUUGUACAAAACUCAACUAUCGAACAACUGCAACAGGAAUCUUCUAACUCUAAUAUGGAUAGUGGUAAAGAAAAUUCAGCUGAAGCAGUGGUCACUAUUUCCAAAUCAAAAAUUGUACGUCCAAAAAAGACACGAGGACUUCGAAAUAAUGGCAAAACACCAUCUAACAAAAGGUCACUCAGUAACGUAAUUGGCAUUCUUACUGAGGCUAUUAAUGUUUCCGUCAUCGAGCCGCAAGAGGCCACAACAGUGCUUACAGCUCAGACUAGUCUUGAUAACAAAGGCAACAGUAGUGAAGACUUUACUUGUCAAAUCAGCAAUGAACUAAGUGCGAUAGAAAAUACUACUUCUCAUUCUGAAGGUGUUAGUGAUCCUUGUGUAAAUAUUAGUGAAAGUGCUAACGUUGAUAGUAUUCUUAUUGAGGAACAGAAACAUAGUGAGAACAUCGAAAUUACGUCAAAAGUAACAAAAUCCGAAGGAGAAGAAACGAAUAAAAAUAUUGAAAAAACGAAUAUGAAGCCUGAAAAAAGUGAAUCCAAUGAAGAAAAAAGUGUAAAAGUUACUGAACAGAAGCUAGAAAAAUCAGCACCUGUAGUGGAGAAAAAAACUGAGAUACAAGUGCAACCAAAUUCCAUUUUUCAAGACUCUGCAAACGAUAUUAUUCUUGAUCUGUCAAGAAGGAAGCCAAAGGGUAAAGGCUCAUUUUUGGAAAAAAUCGUUUCAAAGAUUGCCAAACAAAAAGAUGUUUCGUUAAAUAGUGAUGGAAUUCGUCACGUCUCCUCUUUGGGUCAAAAGUGCAUGGAAAGCUCAAAGAUACCUGAGGAAAGAGAUUUGAUCAACUUGUCAUGUAAAGAAUCAAGUGUUGAGUUAAAUGGAGCUACAUCAGUGAGUGAAAGCAUAAGUGCGAAAUUAGAAGAUGCCGUAACAUUACAUAAUAAUGUUUCAAAUACACAGUUGAACUAUAAGACCAUGGCGGAAAAUGUGAAUAUUACACCGGAUAAUGAGUUAAAUGAGGCUAUAAUGGUGAACCGUGUAAAUAUUAUAAAAAGUAAUACUAGAGUCGAAAAAGAUGAGGAAAAAAAUGUUGUUGAUACUUUAUCAGUGAAAACUUUAUCAACUACAGAAGAAACGCUUACUAGUUUUGAGAAUAGUGUAAAAAUAAAUAAUGUAACUAAGUGUAGAGAUAUCGAUGAGAGCUGCCAUAGUGUUGUAAAUAGUGCAAUUGAAUCCGUGGAUGGCAAAAACUCCGUAAAUGUUAAUUUGAAAGAUAACGUGAUUUCUAUAGAAAAUAGCGAAAAAAAUAUUAAACACUCUUCUGAAGUUAAUACAACGGAAAAAAAUCAAAAGAACUCUAUUGAUGAAAAUGUAAAUGAAGAUAAGGAAGAAAGCUGUCUUGUAGAUGUUAUGAGAUUACUGGACGAAACAAAAUCAGUAAAGAAGAUAGACGACAUAGAUGACGAGUUUUUAAAAUCAGAUAAGAGAGAUCUUCCACAUGAUGAGCCAGCAGUUGCUGCGGUCGAUGAUUCUCCUUUGGUGGAUAAGCAUCCGUCGAGGAAAUCAGGGCGUAAAGGCAUUCAAAAAAGAAAUAAACAUAAGGUUUUAGAGUUAAAAGAUACGAGUAAUUCUAUUGAGACAUCUACCAAGUACCAUACAAUUGAUACAAACGUACUGGAACAAGUGAAUGAUGACGUGGCGUUCGACUUAAAAAUCGAUAGUAUAAAAACUACUGAUAACGAUAAAAGUGCAAUUAAUUUAGGACCAAUUGCAAAUGUAACACAUAAAAAUGAGAUUUCUGAUUCUGUAGAAAUUGUUCAAGAAACAAAUGAAACUCCAAAAGUGGAAGUAAAUUCUAAUGAAGAACUAUCCAUAAAUCGAGAUAAAAAUGAUAGCUGUAAGUUUAUUGUAGAAAACGUAGAAAUUUUAGAUGGUAUUACAUCAAAAUCUGUUAUAAAGCAAAAGAAACGAGGUCGUAAGAAGAAUUUCAAAACUGUAAAAGAACUUGAAUUUCAAAAAGAUCAAUUUUUAACCGAAAAUCCGUCUAAAACAAUAGAAUCGACUGAUAACUUGAAUAGUGAGUCAAGUGAAGCAAACCCGGUUGUAGUGAGAGAUAUGUUUAAAAUUCCCGAAACUACUGAAGUUACCAAAUUUUCCAAGAAACGUACUUCUAAAAGAAAGUCCUUCGUAAGUGAUUCUAGUGACGCGGAACAAUAUGAAAAAACGGAGGUUGAUAUAGUGCAAAAACAAAGUAAAGACUUCGAUGUUGAUAAUAAUGUUGAACAGUUUACAUCUUUAUCGGAGACUGAAGAAAAAUCAACUGCGAAACAAACCUUUAAGCGAAAUACUCGUAAUAGUCGAAGCAUAGAAGUCAAAGAAACAUUUUCAAGAUUCAAAGAAUCUGAUGACUCCGAUGCAUCAUCUACGAGUGAAGGAGAGUUUUUGCAGAAAAGACGCUCUCAAAGGAAACAUGUCACGUUUGAAUCUAGCAGCAACAAUCAUAAGAGUAAUAUUGAUGAAUCAUUAGUUGAUGAGAAUCCAGAGAAGAGACGAAGUUGGAGUAGAAAAGCAAAGAAAAAUAUAUGUCUUUCUGAAACUAGUGAUUUUUUCACUGAUAGUGAAAUAUCCAGUACUGAACUAGAAAAUAAGCCUGAUGAAAAUUUAUCAGCUAAGGAAACAAUCACCAAAAAAAUUAAUAACAGUAUGACUGAGGUUUGUGAAAAACAUGUGCUUACAGAGCCUCAUAAAGAAGAACCAAUAACAAAAGAGCUAGAAUCUCAAGCUGAAGUUGCACAAAUUGAUGACAAAAAAAACGAAACCCAACUGUUGAGACCUACUGAAGAACAAAUAACUGCUAAAGACAACGAUACCAAUCAAUCCAUAGAUAGUCAAGGAACAAUCAAUCAGUCAGUUCAUUCACCUGACUUGCAGAUAGGCUCCUUUCAAAAGAAUCUUGACGUCACCAAACACCAACUUGUAGUAGCUGAAGGAAUCUCUAGCUCGGAAGUUGAUAACACCGCAAGGCUUGAUUUGUCAACGCUUAAGAAACGUACUGCUGGCAAUUUUUCAGUUGUAACCAAAUCCGGCAAAAUAUUAAUCAUUGAAAAAAAGAAAAAACUAACAAAAGAAGCCGCCAAGUUUUUUUGUGAUGUUUGUGCAACAAGUUUUACACGAAAGAGUAGCUUGAAAAAACAUAACUUAUCGCAGUCGCAUACGUUACAAAUCACUAUGAACAAUGGGAAGAACAUUGUAAAAGAUACUUCGAAAAAUGAUAAUCCUGAAAAUCUUGCCGUAGAUGGUACUAAAAUUAACUUGGAAAAAGAAAAAGAAGAAAUAGAGCAAACCGAAAAAAGUAUAGAAGUAAAGGAAAGUAACAAUGAAAUCGAAGUGGAUAAGAAUUUUGUAAUUGAAAAAACCGAAGAUAUGUUGGUUUCAGAACAGAACGAAAAAUGUAUACCGGAACCAAUUUCUGAACCUAUUUCUCCAUUGAGUUCAGAAUCUCUUUUACAAUCAGUUGAGAUUGUCAAUGAUAAAAUGACUACUCCCGUCCAAGAAAUUCUUAACACACAUACUCCAACGCUUCCUGAACUUCCGAUGUUUGCUCUCAAAUCUCCAGAACAGCUGGAAGACGAAAUGCUUGAUGAAGAGAUAUGCAAAAUUACCGAGAAUAUGAGUCAUGAUGAAUAUGUUCUAACAGAUCAUGUAAGCCCAAUCACUCCCGAAGCUACAUCGACACCAGUUGAAGAGAUAGAUGUUUCGUUUAACAACGUUAAAUCUGUCCCAAAAGUUUCAAAAAAAAAGAAGGAAAAUAAAAAUAAAAAGAAGAAUUUAGCUGAUGAGCAUUUUAGUCUGGAUACUCUUGGAUCAAAAGUGCCACAAGAAAAUCUUUCAGAAUCUUUAAAUAUUAAUUCAAAUGCCGUUGAAAAUCUUAUCAAAAGAAAAAGUGUAGAUUGUACAAACAUUAAUGAACCGACAAUUGAGCAAAAAAAUCAAAUUGGUAAAACUGUUGAUGAACAAUUAAAAGAUAAUCAGAAUAACCCUAAUUUAAGUUCUGCUGUCAAAAGUGUGAAUCAUGAAGAAGAUGUUAUGGUUAAAACUAAUUUAACACUUUACACAGACGAUAGCAGACGAAUAACUCGCAAUCGAAGUCAAAAUAUUGAUCCUCCCAUGUUUGAAAAUACUCGACCAAAAAGAAAUAAAGCUCGACCCAGCUAUAAAGAAGAGGAAAACUUAGAUUUUGAUGAAGAGUUACUUGAAAAUAGAGUUGAAGGGAUAAAUAAAGAAUCGAAAAAAGUUGAAAACAACACGAGUGUCACUUGCACUGAUGAACCUCUAUCUAGAAAUAAUACUAAAAAAUCAAGGAAAGAAUUAAAAUUAAAGACCGAAAAAAGUCAUACAGCAAUGAUGAAUAACAGUAAAGUCUCUAAUUUCGAAAAAUCAAUUUCUAUGGAAACCGCCACUACUGAACUUAAUGAACAACCAAAAGUACCAGAGAAGAAACACGAUAAAGAAAAUUCUGUGUUUAUCAAUUCAAAAGAAGAAAAUAACGAAAAUGAAGAAAAAGGAUCGGAAUUGAUUAUUGAAAGAAGAAUUAUUGAUCUAAAUCUCGAACAAACAGACCGAAAAAAAAAUUAUAACAUUACUACUGAUGAUUUAGAAACUGAAAUACUACCUAAGAAAAAGAGAAGCAGAAAAUUGAAACAACCAACAAUUGACGUGGAUAAUCCAUUCUCUGAUGAAAAUACAGCAAUCAAAAACGCGAGUCCUAGUGAAAAAAGUUUGCUAGAAAAAGAAAUAGAAGAAGAUAAUGAGUUGUUUACAAAUAAAAAAUUACACAAGCACAGAAAGAGUCAAAACAAAAAAUCAAAGAAAAGUUUUGGAGAAACUGAUUCAAUUCUUAAAAUAUCAAAAGAAACAAUCGAAUUAAAUGUAACAGAAGAAACAUCAUCUAAAAUCGAAAAUUCAUCAGUGAAUUCUGAUGUGAACAAACAGUUGAAACCAAGCGUGCUUCUUGAGUCGUCGAUAGUGAAAAUAAAAAGUACCAUUACAGAUAACACUGAUAUACCGACCACAACUAUGCCUAUCAAAAUAAUAAAAGUCCCAGUUGAAUCAGAAAAAGUGAAUUCCGAUUUUCAGCGUAUUAUAUUUCCUAGUCUGAGUAAUGAAAACUUUAAAACAUUUGAUGACUCGAAAAACGAACUUCCAUCAUCUAUGCUUGGAGGUUUCGACAGCGAUGAAAACUCUUUAGAUACGAAUAUGUCUGUUGAUAUUCAAAAGUUGCUUGACGACCCAGAAAUGACGAUUGAGAUAGCCAAGCAGACUGAUGAAGCAAGUCAGAUGACGAAAAAUUUAGCCAAUGUUGAACUCAAUGACACUGUAAAUACUAAAAAGCCGCUUAUCCAAGAAUCACUUACGCCAGUCUUAACGGCAUGCAGUACCGAAGGAAUAAUUGUUGAUACUAAUGAAAAAUCUGAAGAAAAUUAUGACGAUGUACAGACAGUUUUAGUACCUAUAGAGUCAGUAGAGAAAUGCAAAAUAACUCCUAGAAAGGUAACUGUUACACCUAAGCAUCUGGGGAAAAAAUCUAAAGAAAAAAUUAUAACUGAGACCUCAAAUAUUAGUGAAAGUAGCGAGAUUGGGGAGGAUAAUGAAGAUGAAAAACUAAAAAAAAAUAAAAAUAAAAUCGUGAAAUGUGUCUUUGGCCGUGUCUUUGGUGGCGAGAAAGUAAAGGAAGUUCUUGAUGACUGGCAAUCGCGUUCUGGACACAAUUCAUCCGACAGUGAGAGUAACAAACCUACUCGAAAGUCGAAAUUAAAGGCAAGAAAGAAUGUGCGAGCUGUAAGUAAUGAUAAUGUUAAAAAAUUAAUGGAGGUGACCAGCCAUAGUAGACAGAGUAAGAAAAGAGCCGGAGAGCUCAUAUCGAAAUCAUUUUGUGAAGACUUGCCUUCAACUGUAAACAAUGUCAUUGAAAAUCAAAAACUUAAAAAUGAAGAUCAUGAGAUAUCCCUGAUUAUUGAUGAAGAGACGUUCGAGAACGAGGAAUGUAACAACCAUGGCAGUACGCUGAAGGAAGUAUCCACAGACGUAAGGCAACCAAAAUUCAAAAAAGGAAAAAAGAAGAAGGAUGAGUCUUUUUCAGAUAAUGUUAGACGAUCCAAAGUUCAGAGCAACGACGAAGAGGACGAGGUUGAAGAGUCAAAAGAUUCAGAGGAUUCUCAGUUGAAGAUCGAGCAGGAAAAAGUAUCUUUUGAAAUCGAUAAUAGCAGCAAUAAAAGCUGCGAUAAAGUCAGCAGCAUAAUUCAAUCAACUAAUUUGCAUGAUUCAACUGACGACGAAAGUCUCCACUCUCCAAGUGAUGACGAUAACACACAUCGUCAUGUAAAAAAGAUACGCAAAAGUCGCAAGAAAAGAAAGUCCAAAUCAUGUUCAGUAAAGUCUCCACAAAGUCUAUCCACCCGCCGUGAACAAAUGAUCAAUGGACCAGUAGAAAUGGUAACAAUCGGUCCUACGGAUGCACUGGAAGACAAUGCCCUUGAUUAUAAUUUGGAAAUAACUGGUACAUUGUCGGAAAAACCUACUGUACAACAAACUAAAGUAUUAAACUUUGAUGAGGAGCUAUUUGUUGAGUGCUGUUCACGACUCAAGGCAAGUGGAAAGGAGCUCAGAGGUGCAAAGAAAAUCAAGCUUGAUCACUCAGCUGAAGAUUAUGUGGCUGCUACCGGAUCUUAUCAUCAACACCGGCAUAAGAAAGAUGAACAGAUUACUCCUUACAGAGAAAGUAAGGACAGGUGGAAAGCUGUAGAGAGUCAGAAUAGCUUGGGAAGUCUACUUGAGUCUGUUAAUCAGCUACUUGGUGAAGAAUACAACAGCAACGAGCGUGAGUUCACCAGUUCAACGACAAAGCGAAGUCGGAAUCACCAUAACCACCAUCACCAUCAUCACCACCACCAUAAUCACAACAACCACCACCACGGUCAUCACCAUCAUCACCACAACCGUCAUCACAGUAAUAUGAGUGGGCGCUCGAGUCCAGAGGACAUUGCGUUACAAUCUCGGUCACCCGAAUAUCUUGAGACGAGCUACGAUGACAGCUUAGACGUGGCCUUUGAGCACAACAAUAAACUCCGUGACAAGAUCCAACGUCGCAUGCAAGAAAGUGAGAGCCUUAUCGCCACGUCUUUUGGACAGCACAAGUCCCACGGUGGUAGCCCGGCUGCUGCCGCAGAAGCCGGCGCAGCUUAUGACGAUGGUUAUGGUUUAGAUGCUGGCAAGGCUAAGAUUGAUAACGGCUUUGGUGGGAUUGUUGAUAAAGCUUUGUCUAAUCUCGAGAAACACGAUCAUAAUGGUUCCACGCCGAUGAAGCUUCUAGCCGAACUUGCGUGUGCGCGAGCUCCGACUUCUACGACUCCAACGGUACAUGAAAAAUCAUCUGAAAUUCCUCCGACGUACCAAAACGUGAUUCCUCCCGUUAGUGACCACAAACACCACACAAGUCACGAGUUUCACCAAGAUGAAAAAAGUGCUUCUAUUAAAAAGAUAAAAAACCCAAUCAAAGAACUUUUUGAGCGCAAAAAGGAUAUCUACGACAAGAGACACCUCGAAAAAAUUAAAAGCUCAUCAAAAUCUUCUGACAAGUUGAAGAAACAAAAGAAAUCUAAGAGCGGGCAGCACAAUUUGCCUCUGAUUCGUACAAAACAGUAUCGAGGAGGUAUGGUCGUGCGCAAAAGGCGUCGCGACGAAGGUAAGAAGAAGAACACUAUUGGUCUCAUCGACAGCAAGACAAAGGACGUGUACGAUUUCGACGACGAGGAAGAGAGUAUGGGCGAGCCCGCCUUCAACAACGUACUCUCGUACAGAGCAAAGACGGACGCGCCUGUGAAAGAAUUCAGCAUGUCAGCGUUACUUUCCAAGGCCAUCGGCGAUACUUUGACGAACGGUAAAUCGAUCACUGCUAUGGGCGAGAACUUGGAGAGUAUGAUUGACAGGAAGUUCAAAGACAUUGAGAACCACGAGCCUAAGAGCAAGCUCGCCAGCGUCGAAGAAAAGCAGGAAAAUAUCAUAGGGCCAAUGGAUGAGUUUGUGGAAAGACGGCAAAAGUCAUCGAAAUCUACAUCAGGCGAGCACGUCGCUGCCAAAAAUUCGAGCAAAUCAAAGAAAAAAAGUGUAAAGAAUGUGAAAAAAAAGUCACGCAACGCCUGGUACGAGGACGACAGUUCAGACGAAUUUGUGACGAAGCUGAAAACCGAUGAACUUACCGGUGUUGGGAUCAACAAGAGCCAGAGGACUUGCUCCAAAGGCAAACAAAACCUGUUUGCCGAAAUGUCAUCGACUUCGUCCGACAGUGAAUUCGAACGUCAUCCCGAGGAUGAAAACGCAGACGAAGACUCGCAACGAGAUCUCAUUACAGAAAUUUCGAAAGAUAAGUGCGCUGAUCUAGAAGCUAAGGAACAAACAAAUGAUGACGAGACCAUCAUCAACAACGAACCUGAAAACAACGUAAGCCAAAAGAACUGGGACAUGCGGGACGAUAACGUCAAAGGGGCAAAAAGCGUAUCACCCUAUCUGGAUAACAACAAGAAAUCCGAGUCCGAGCUCUCCGAUCAUCCUCUAGUAAUUGAUGAAGGUCAAAAGGACCCAGUAGAUUUGGAGCAGCGCACAAACAGCGACGACGAGACUGAACAGCGCACCCUCGACCUCGAUGAUCUGUAUCGGGAGGACAGUUCCAUCGUUGAUUCUGACCGAGAUGAGUUGUCCAUCGUAACAUCCGAGGAGAAGACCAGCGCUCGCAAAGCAACGCACACGCCGUCGGAAAAGCAGCCCGGUAACACGGACAGAUUCAUUUCCAUCGAAGACGCACUAAAUAUUCUCGAUAGCGCCCAAGAAGUGUCAGUUACCCCGACAUCAGCAAAAAGAUCGCGAGUCUUCGCUAAGACGGCAAAGUUCACUUCUGCCAAAAAGAACAAAAAGCGAGACUUUGAUGAGUCGCAAGACGACGAGAACGAUGAGUACGAAGAAGAGGACGCGUCGAAAGUCGAACGGCUGCCGGAAAAGUUGGCCGGCAAUGAAAAACCGCCGCGCGAGUCCGAAAAUCUGCCCUUGCAUGUCUUCCUAAGCCGCAAAGUGCAGGAAUCGAAGAAGCGCAAACAGCAAGAGCUCAAAAGACUCCAGGAGGAGCAGGAGCGCGAGCGCAUCCUCGUGGACAUGCAGCCCACGCGACGCCAAAGGAAGUGCGCCAUUGGCAAGCAGGGUCUGCUCGCGGAGAUCAGCAGCUCGGACGAGGAGUUACUGGUGUCCUCCAGUGGCAAAAGGUCCGUGGAGAAGAUCGAGAGCCAUGAAAAGCCACGUGCUGGCAAACAGAGACAACGCGAGUCAAAGGAAAGGCGCAAGGAAAGGUACAUCGAGAAAAAACACGAACAGAUGAUAGCCAAAGAACAAAAGGCCAUAGAAGAAGCGAUAAUGCGCGAACUCGAAGAGAAGAGACUGAGCGCGACCAGUGAGGCUUCGGGCUCCGAGAAAGACGAGAAAAGACAGCCCUACGUAUCGAAAAAAGAACCUAUCGAAACCAGCGCCAAAGAGGUGUCGGUGGUUGGAGACAAACUAGCAAGAUCGAGAAAACAAAAGAGCUACGAAGAACCAGAUGACUGUUUCGACAAUGAUGAAUCCAUCGAAACUUCGAAACUGACAACAAACCUCGACCAGGACACAGGGAACGACGAAUCACCCAACAAGACCUUGGACGAGGUGGUGCCUCCCAAAAAGAAAAGAUCGCCCAACAAGGCAUCCCAGAAAAACACGAAGAAGGCCGCAAGGACCGCAGCAGAGUCAAAAGCUCCGGGCGAUGGGAAGAAGAACAACAAACGCGCGUCUGGUGCGUCAAGCCAUCGUCGUACGUCCAAGAACUGCAGCAAAGAUAGAAAGGACGUGCAAGGGCGGUCGCUAAGCAGCAAGCGAGAGUCCGACUUGGACGGCGACGAGGAGCUCAAGGCGACGAGGUCCUGGAACAAGGUGGACGAGGCCGUAGGUGUGGCGAUAGGCCGACGGAAGCGAGCCGCUGCCAACCAGUUGUACUAUUGGUCGAGCUCGAGCGACGACGAGGAGAUGGCCAAGGCCACGAUCGCGCCGCAAGCGACGGUAGCUCCAGUCCCAGCUCAGGCCGGCCCGGAGCAGGACGACAAACAGGAGCAGCACGGCUGGAUCGUCGGCGACUCUCACAAGCGAAUGAUCACUAUGCUGGCGAUGGAGAAGCAGAUGAAGGAAAAGCGCCGGAGGAGCGAGAAUGACGAACAGUCGCCCGCGACGGUGGCAGCAUCGACAGCUGUGGUUGCUGCUGACGUGGACGGCAAGACCAAGAAGCACAGGAGCAGCCUGUCCUGAUACGGGCUCGACGACUAAGGCACUUUCGGAUCGACGGCGCGUGACAGUUGCACGCUCUCGUAGACGGACGGGCAAUGGCCAGCCCCUCGAUCCGACUAGUUUCCUGCGGUGGAAAAUGUGAAUCAACGCUUUUGUACAAUAUAACUUUCGUGGACUCUACUUAACACGACUUUGAUCGUCUGUUGUUCUUUGUGAAACGUGUGUAUUAUAUGAGAAUUAGAAGAAAAGAAAAAAAAACACUUCCCUCUUGUCGACUUAGGAAUACGUGUGCGAAACUUGUAAAUGAAAUGCGUUUUAAGAUAAGCUAGUGACAUUCAUUGUUUUUUUUAAAUUAAAUGUGACGUAUAGAUUUUGCAUAUGUAAAUGUACAAGCGUGUUUAGAGAGUUUUACCGACUUGGCGAGCUUAACUAAGUAGCCAAUGCAAUAUUGUUUUCCUUACUUUUACAAGAGCAGUGAAAUAAGUUUGAAUUACCCUGUCCAUGUAUAUUACGUUGUUAACGGUAGCUUUUUUUUUUAUAGUGGUAAAAGUAGUGCGUUUAUGGAGAAACUACCAGUUACUGCUAUAAGAGUGGACUAUUGUGCAUUGUGGGGGUCGAUUUACUUUGUGGUUGAGUGUAUGUGAUUCCUUGAGCAGAUAUUGUGGACGUCGCUGCAGCUUAAGCGAUAAAAGAAAUAGUAAUAAAUCAAAAUUUACGGCAUCAUUAUCUACGACGAUAAAAAUUUAGCUGACUUAAUUACUAUUUUCAUUUAGAAAAUCAAAUAAAAUUUUCUUUCUAAAUAGAAUAAAUGCUUAUUUGUGUUAAUAUUAAGUCGAAAUACUACUGCCAUCAAACUCUUACUCAAUAGGUACGCAAUUUACCUUAUUUCUUCAUACGAUUUACGCCUGUACAUCUCUACACUGAUGAAACGUAUAAACUCGAUUUCUUCUAAGUAGCUUCUCUUUUUUUUUCUUCUUAAAAAAACUAGUGUUUUAUUAAAAUCGAAAAAACUGUUGCUUCAUACGAUGCAUUGUACAUACAUAGUCGCUUAUAGUGUAACGAUUAAUGAUAAGUUUUCGUUUCUUAUCACAACCAAGAUGUAUAAUUAUGUGGAAGCUGGUGAGAUGCAAAAUGUUGCAUAUACUGUAUCAUUACAAUUGUAACUUUGUAAACUUAGACUGAAACCCGAUACUUAGAUGGUCAAACUGUCGGGCGAGAGUUUGCGAGCGGAAGAGAAAAAUUAAUUAAUUGACGUAAUUUAAGGAGCUCUUAGACAAUAUUAGAAAAAAUUCCGUUCAAAUGGUCCUUGUUUCUUUUCUCUCGUUUGAUAUUUCAAAGCAAAAUCUCUUUACGUGUGAUGAUAGGAAAAGUACGAACAAAAAUAAAAAUUAGAAAACUUUUAUCGUCUACUCAACGUCUGUGCUUUCUUCCUAAGCUUAAUAGAUUUUGCAACAUAUCGCAGGGAUCUUGGUUUAAUCAAAGAUCGAUAUUGUUGAAGAUUUAUAGUAAAAUUAUAAAUAGAUCGUCUGGAUGUGCGUUUACAUUGACCCAUGCCUAUCAUAUUGUAAGAAGUCUCAAUAUCGAUUUUCAUCCCAUUUGUUUGACUUUUCAUAUUUCGGUUUCCAUGUGUUCAUUUGUUUGUUUAGAGGGUAUUGCAAUAUAAUCACUUAAGUCAUUGGAUUUUUUUCCAUCAGAAUUGAGAAGAAAAUUUUUUUUGGUGUACGUUAUGAAUUGUGUAUUGGUGUGUACUAAUGAACUUAUAGGGAAAAAUAAAACAAAAAUAUAGAUCCGUUUGAUUUUCUAUUACUAUGCAUAAGACGAUGUGAUGCAUUACAGAUAAAAUAAAUAUUAUAAUUAUACGAAUAAUAAUAGACUUUAUUGUAAAUUUACUGCCAUAAUCAUUUAUAUUAUCGUACGAAAGCCUAUGGAAAUAGCUAUGAUAUAUUGAAAUUUCGAUUAAUUCCUGUAAAGACGAGAUGUUACACAUCCAGUGUAAAUAGAGCAUAUUUUCAAUGUGUCUGAAAAAGUAUGUUUUGUAAUAUAAG
Messenger RNA from Copidosoma floridanum, 18828 nucleotides. RefSeq lists its product as uncharacterized. The record is from RefSeq and is a predicted model, not a curated record. NCBI's taxonomy places the organism in Eukaryota, Metazoa, Arthropoda, Insecta, Hymenoptera, Encyrtidae.